Molecule: messenger RNA, 1773 nt
Organism: Musa acuminata subsp. malaccensis (wild Malaysian banana)
Lineage: Eukaryota; Viridiplantae; Streptophyta; Magnoliopsida; Zingiberales; Musaceae
Product: pentatricopeptide repeat-containing protein At4g25270, chloroplastic
Molecular function (GO): protein binding
Source: RefSeq, a predicted model, not a curated record
AUAAGCGGAACCUGCAUGCCUCUUCUCAACAACCGUCACGGCGUUAAUUACAACAGAAACCGGCAUGUAUGUUCUGCUUUCUUCCUCCGCCACCGCCACCACUCUCACAGAACCAACCUCCUGCAAGAAGAAGAGCACGAGGAGGCGGAGAAAUAACCUCCUUCGCAGCCAAAACCCGCGCCAACGACAUGAAACCACCAUCACCAGCCGCAGAUCACCGCCACCCACUCCCCUCCUCCUCUCCCUCCCUGCAGCUCCCACCACCCUCACCCGAGCCGAAGCCCUCGACCGCGUCCUCGACGACCUCGAGACCGCCCUCGCCCGCGGCGUCCCUCUCGACCCCUCCCUCUUCUCCUCCCUCCUCGAGACAUGCGCCCAAAUGCGCUCCCUCCGCCACGGCGCGCGCCUCCGCCUCCUCAUCCCCGGCGCCCUCCUCCGCCGCAGUGCCGCCCUCUCCUCCAAGCUCCUCCGUCUGUACGCCGCUUGCGGCCAAGUAGAAGAAGCACACCGCAUCUUCGAUGAAAUGCCGCAACGAAGCAAGACCGACGCGUUUCCUUGGAACUCGCUUAUUUCGGGGUACACCGAGCUGGGCCUCCACGAGGAUGCCAUGGCUCUAUACUAUCAGAUGGAGGAAGAUGGCGUUGAGGCCGACGAGUACACCUUCCCCCGGGUUUUGAAGGCGUGCGCUGGAAUCCGGUCAGUUCGCCACGGCGAGGCCGUCCACCGCCAUGCAGUUCGCUCCGGAUUCGGCAGUGACGUCUUCGUGCUCAACGCUCUCGUCGACAUGUACUCCAAGUGCGGCGACAUCCUGAAAGCGCGCAAGGCGUUCGACAAUAUAACCAAGCGGGAUGCGGUGUCCUGGAAUUCGAUGCUUAUGGGUUACAUCCGGCAUGGGCUUCUGCCGGAGGCGCUGAAACUUUUCAGAGGAAUGGUUCGAGCUGAGAUCGAACCUGACCCCAUUACCAUCUCGGGUAUGUUAUCAGGGCUCACCGGCACGAAGAAGCUCGGGCUUCAGAUUCAUGGCUGGGUCAUCCGCCGGGGGCUCGAGUGGGAUCUAUCGGUCACGAACUCUCUGAUCACAAUGUACUCGGAGCAGAACAGACCGGACCUGGCGCGGUUGAUCUUCGAGUCGAUGCCGGAGAGGGAUUUGGUCUCAUGGAACGCCAUCAUCAGCGCGCACCGCAGGGACCAUCGCGUGCUCGCUAUGUUUCGGCAGAUGGAGGAGGACUCGGGGGUGCUACCGGACCGAGUCACGUUCGUAUCGUUGCUGUCGGCGUGCGGGAACCUGGGACUGGUAGAGGAGGGGAAAAGGUUGUUCGCCGAGAUGGAGCAGAGGUACAAGAUGAAGCCCGGGAUGGAGCACUACGGGUGCAUGGUGAACUUGUUGGGGAGAGCGGGGUACAUUGAUGAAGCUUACGAGCUCAUAUCGAAGCGGAUGCCAUUCGAUGGAGGGCCGACGGUAUGGGGGGCGCUGCUCUUUGCCUGUUCAUUGCACGGAGAAGUCAGCACAGCCGAGGUUGCAGCGGAGCGAUUGUUUGAGCUGGAGCCCGACAACGAGCACAACUUCGAGCUUUUGAUGAUGAUUUACCAGGACGCCGGAAGGAGGGAGGACGUAGACAGAGUGAGAAGAAUGAUGGAGGAGAGGGGACUGGAAUCAUCAGAAUCUUCAUUGUCGCUCAAGUAAGUAUUUGUUGUUGUGUUCACUUGCUGUGAAACAUAUAAACUUCGACCUGCCAUGCAUUACCAAAUCAGUUAUAAUUUUUAGUCACCUAA